Messenger RNA from Hansenula ciferrii, 1977 nucleotides. It is a transcript of the gene GRS1, whose product is annotated as glycine--tRNA ligase. The record is from RefSeq and is a predicted model, not a curated record. The transcript has a single exon. Gene Ontology annotation, biological process: mitochondrial glycyl-tRNA aminoacylation. Gene Ontology annotation, molecular function: ATP binding; glycine-tRNA ligase activity. Lineage: Eukaryota; Fungi; Ascomycota; Saccharomycetes; Phaffomycetales; Wickerhamomycetaceae. The coding region runs from base 1 to 1977 and encodes 658 amino acids. Gene Ontology annotation, cellular component: cytoplasm; mitochondrion.
AUGUCAGGAAACGCUGCACAAGUUGAAUUCUCUCGUGAGAAUUUAGAAAAUGUUUUAAAACGUCGUUUUUUCUUUGCACCAGCUUUUGAAAUAUACGGUGGUGUCUCAGGUUUAUAUGAUUAUGGUCCACCAGGUUGUUCUUUCCAAGCUAAUGUCAUUGACAUUUGGAGAAAACAUUUCGUCUUGGAAGAAGAUAUGUUGGAAGUUGAUACAACCAUGUUAACUCCUUAUGAAGUUUUGAAAACAUCAGGUCAUGUUGAUAAAUUCUCUGAUGAUAUGUGUCGUGAUUUGAAAACUGGUGAAAUUUUCAGAGCUGAUCAUUUAGUUGAAGAAGUUUUAGAAAGUAGAUUAAAAGGUGAUAAACAAGCUAGAGGUUUAGUUUCUGAUGCUGAUUCUGAUGCUAAAGAAGAUGCUGAUAAGAAAAAACGUAAGAAGAAAGUUAAGGAAAUUAAAGCUGUUAAAUUAGAUGAUGAAGUUGUUAAAGAAUAUGAAUCAGUCUUGGCUAAAAUUGAUGGUUAUAAUGGUGAUCAAUUAGGUGAAUUAAUGGUUAAAUAUAACAUUGGUAACCCAGUCACUGGUGAACCUUUAGAAGCACCAAAAGCUUUCAAUUUAAUGUUUGAAACUGCUAUUGGUCCAUCAGGUCAAUUGAAAGGUUAUUUAAGACCAGAAACCGCUCAAGGUCAAUUUUUAAAUUUCAAUAAAUUAUAUGAUUUCAAUAAUUUGAAAAUGCCAUUUGCUUCAGCUGCUAUUGGUAAAUCAUUUAGAAAUGAAAUUUCUCCAAGAGCUGGUUUAUUAAGAGUUCGUGAAUUCUUAAUGGCUGAAAUUGAACAUUUUGUUGAUCCAGAAGAUAAAAAACAUGAAAGAUUCCAUGAAGUUUCUGAUGUUAAAUUAAGUUUCUUACCAAGUACUGUUCAAGAAUCUGGUUCAACUACUCCAAUUGAAACCACUAUUGGUGAAGCUGUUAAAUCUGGUUUAGUUGAUAAUGAAACUUUAGGUUAUUUCAUUGCUAGAAUUUAUCAAUUCUUAGUUAAAAUUGGUGUUGAUCCAAAACGUUGUCGUUUCCGUCAACAUAUGGCUAAUGAAAUGGCCCAUUAUGCUACUGAUUGUUGGGAUGCUGAAUUACAAACUUCAUAUGGUUGGGUUGAAUGUGUUGGUUGUGCUGAUAGAUCAGCUUAUGAUUUAACUGUUCAUGCUAAUAAAACUAAAGAAAAAUUAGUUGUUAGACAAAAAUUAGAUGAACCAAUUACUGUUACUAAAUAUGAAUUAGAUUUAGAAAAAAAGAAAUUUGGUCCAAAAUUCAGAAAAAAUGCUCCAUUAGUUGAAGAAUGGUUAACUUCAAGAUCUCAAGAUGAAUUAGUUAAAUUAAAAGAAGAAUUAUCAUCAAAUGGUAAAAUUACUUUUAAAAUCCCAGAAAUUGAAGAUCAAAUUGAAUUAGAUAACACUUUCAUUGCUAUUGAACAAAGAACUAAAGUUGAACAUGUUCGUGAAUAUACUCCAAAUGUUAUUGAACCAUCAUUUGGUAUUGGUCGUAUUAUUUAUUCAAUUUUUGAACAUACUUUCUGGUCAAGAGCUGAAGCUACUGAAAGAGCUGUUUUAUCAUUCCCACCAAUCGUUGCCCCAACUAAAGUUUUAUUAGUUCCAUUAUCAAAUAGUAAAGAAUUACAACCAAUUGUUAAAGAAAUUUCAAGAACUUUAAGAAAAGAACAAAUUCCAUUCAAAGUUGAUGAUUCAGGUGCUUCCAUCGGUAAAAGAUAUGCUCGUAACGAUGAAUUAGGUACUCCAUUCGGUGUUACCAUUGAUUUCGAAUCCGUUGAAGAUGGUUCAGUUACUUUAAGAGAAAGAGAUUCAACUAAACAAGUUAGAGGUGAAGUUAAAGAUAUUAUUAAAGCUAUUAGAGAAAUCACCUAUAACAACAUCAGUUGGGAAGAAGGUACUAAAGAUCUUAAACCAUUUGAAACUAAAGUUGACGAAGAAUAA